Messenger RNA from Centruroides sculpturatus (bark scorpion), 827 nucleotides. Its product is annotated as cation-dependent mannose-6-phosphate receptor-like. The coding region runs from base 100 to 510 and encodes 136 amino acids. Gene Ontology annotation, biological process: protein targeting to lysosome. Gene Ontology annotation, cellular component: trans-Golgi network; Golgi apparatus; endosome. The transcript has 4 exons. Gene Ontology annotation, molecular function: protein domain specific binding. The record is from RefSeq and is a predicted model, not a curated record. NCBI's taxonomy places the organism in Eukaryota, Metazoa, Arthropoda, Arachnida, Scorpiones, Buthidae.
AAAUUAUUUUUCAUUUUAGGUGUAUGGAUAUCAUUACAGUAUUAUGGUGGGAAUAAUUAUGGUGCUCAUUGCACACACAAACCUCGCUUAACUGAUAUUAUGAUCAUAUGUGAUGAAUCUGCAACCAUAGAUGAAUUUAGAUUUGUAGAAGAAAGAAGAGAACUAGAUAAAGAACUCUGUUUUUAUCAGUUUGAAUUAAAAACUGCAAAAAUUUGUCCUAAAAAGGAAGAUGUAUUAAGUUUUGGAAGUAUUUUCUGUAUCAUAUUUUUCAGUUCUACCGGUUUAUAUUUUCUGUUUGGAUUAUUAUAUCACCGAAUAGUAGUAGGAGCCAAAGGAUUGGAGCAAAUUCCAAAUUAUUCAUUUUGGCAAGAUUUUGGUAACUUACAAGCUGACGGAUGUGAUUUUCUUUGCCGUUGUGGUUCGAGACACCAGUCUCAGGCAUAUAGAGGAAUAGAUGACUGCUUAGAUAGAGAAGAAGAAGAACGUGACGACCAAUUGUUAACUAUGUAAAAAGAAAAAUAUAUAAAGGCUUUUGCACAAAGCUAAAUUUGUCAGCCCAUUCAAAUUUGAGUCUGUAAUCCACAAGAUUCUAGUCUACAAAUUCAUAGCGAGUAAUAUUUAUUUGAUAAAAUAAUUAUCCAAAAUUUUUACAUAGCCUGUUUGGUACAUUUACAAAGCUGUAUAUGUACAUAAAGUGGGUGUGAUUAUUGUCAUAUUGCUAAGUCAGUCUUCUGCUUAAGAAUGAAAAUAAUUUUCUUUUGCACAAUGAUGUAUAUAAUGACGUUUUUAAAAAUCUAAUUUAUUUUUUAAUGUCUAAGGGAUAAUAU